CCGGUUGUGAUUUUAAAAUGUACAUCGCGAAAGUUUUAGUCGGAGAAUCUACAAUUGGCAAAGAUGGGAUGAAGGCGCCACCAUCGCGGAAUGAUCGAAAUAACCCUGGUUUGCAGUUUGAUUCCCUUGUGGAUAAAAUUAAUGAUCCUUCAAUCUUUGUUAUAUUCCAAGACAAUCAGCACUAUCCUGAGUACCUCGUCUCGUUCAAACAAAGAAAAUAA
Molecule: messenger RNA, 221 nt
Organism: Paramuricea clavata
Lineage: Eukaryota; Metazoa; Cnidaria; Anthozoa; Malacalcyonacea; Plexauridae
Source: the annotation of a GenBank genome assembly